UUUCAGCUGAAAAUGCGAGUUCCCAUUAUCUACCGUAAGCCUGGGGCCUGCUUUCCAAUUGUGAAUAAUAACAUCCGCGUCUAUGCUUAUGAAAUUGACCAUCUAGGGAAAGUCAUUCGUGCUUCAAUCAUGACAAUCCAUUACAAGGCGCCGCUCUGUGAACUUCGCGACAAGUACGCAGCCAAGUACAACAUCUUUCCACAUGAGAUUGAUAUGUUCUAUGACGACAAAGAAGUAUUUGAUGACGACACUUGCAGCGAGAUUGGCAUCGAACAUGAACAAAUUAUUCGGAUGCACGUUACCAUCGACACGCUUUUCACAAAGAACCGAGAUGGUGAAUCUUUCUGAGCAGUUAUUAUGAAGUUGCGAUUCAUCAAAAUUUGAGUAAUUUAUAUGCAAUUAUCUGUAUUUCAAUGAAAAUUUUAAAUUUUA
This is a messenger RNA of Caenorhabditis elegans, 432 nucleotides long. It is a transcript of the gene T04F8.3, whose product is annotated as Rad60/SUMO-like domain-containing protein. The transcript has 4 exons. The record is from RefSeq and is marked reviewed. The coding region runs from base 13 to 348 and encodes 111 amino acids. Lineage: Eukaryota; Metazoa; Nematoda; Chromadorea; Rhabditida; Rhabditidae.